AUGUUGCCGAAAACCCUGAUUCUGGUUCUGAUCCUGACGAUUGUCGUCUGCUGUUUCUCGGCAGAACUGCCCAGAAACGCUUACUUGCCGCCGUUCCUGAGCUUCCAAAGGCCUGCAGAAAGGAUAACCGCUGAGGAGGCAAGCUACCGCGAAGGACCUCCAUUGGAGAGCGAGGCUUUGGGAAGAUAUGCGCCGAUCUUCCUGGACUUUCCGGCCCUUCAAAGUCCCCUGCGGCAACAGCAGGAGUACGCCCUGGACUUGCCCUUCGAGGAGAAGCCCCUGGAGUUUGACAGUAUCCUGGCUGCCUUCUAUUAG
Drosophila bipectinata is the source of this 315-nucleotide messenger RNA. RefSeq lists its product as uncharacterized. NCBI's taxonomy places the organism in Eukaryota, Metazoa, Arthropoda, Insecta, Diptera, Drosophilidae. The record is from RefSeq and is a predicted model, not a curated record.